Messenger RNA from Nematostella vectensis (starlet sea anemone), 3043 nucleotides. Its product is annotated as phosphatidylinositol-glycan biosynthesis class W protein. The record is from RefSeq and is a predicted model, not a curated record. The transcript has 5 exons. Bases 28 to 1542 code for a protein of 504 amino acids. Lineage: Eukaryota; Metazoa; Cnidaria; Anthozoa; Actiniaria; Edwardsiidae. Gene Ontology annotation, biological process: GPI anchor biosynthetic process; protein localization to plasma membrane. Gene Ontology annotation, cellular component: endoplasmic reticulum; membrane. Gene Ontology annotation, molecular function: glucosaminyl-phosphatidylinositol O-acyltransferase activity.
UAUAUUCACUGGCGCAUAAUAACUAAGAUGGCGGAUGCGCGGAACCUUACGUACAGAGAGCUGCAGCAGUUAUUUGUGAGUAAUUUGAAUGGCACGACGUUGUCCGAGAUUGCGGUGGUUGUUUCAUCAGCACCACUAGCUGUUCUUCUCAGAACAUUCCUUGGGGUGACCUUACUUCGGAGUCUGUCUAUUGAUUCUCCCUUCAAAUCAAGUGCAAUCAUAUUACUGGAUUAUGCUACUUUAGUGUUCCCAGUGCUUAUGAACUUCACUAUAAUGUCAGAGCAUGUUGGUAUAUACUUCAUCACCAUGGUAACUGUCAUGCUCAGCUUGACUGUCACCUUGAUCAUCACCAACUCCAAUCAUGCUGUUCCAACAAUGAGCCAGAUUUUACAAUCAAGGAUGUCUGGACGUCAGCCUUUCAUCUGCAACUUUAGGGCAUAUGUUUUAAUUGCCACUGCUAUUAGCAUACUUGCAGUAGAUUUUAAAAUAUUUCCACGCCGGUUUGCUAAGGCAGAGACCUACGGUAGUGGUUUGAUGGAUGUAGGGGUCGGUGCAUUUGUUGUUUCCAAUGCCAUUGUGUCUCGGGAAGCCAGGCAGGCACACAAGCCUCUUGGUGGUAUUGUUAAAAACACUGUGAGCUCCAUCCGGUCUGGGUUACCAUUGCUAGUACUUGGCAUGAUGCGGUGUGUAGCAGUGAAAAGCACUGAUUACCAGGAACAUGUAUCAGAAUAUGGUGUACACUGGAAUUUCUUCCUGACACUUUUUGUAGUAAGGGUCCUAUCUUCUUUUAUUGUGUGUAUAAUUCCUGGCUCAAAGCUGUAUGGACUGGCUGGUUUUUUGCUAGCUAUACUGUACCAGUACUUCCUGUCUAAUCUUGGUCUAAAGCAGAUUGUCCUCUAUGGUAGCAAUAAUGAUGGUUCUAGAAAUGGAUUGCUGGAUGCUAACCGUGAGGGAUUGGUAUCCAAUAUUGGGUACUUGGCUUUGUAUUUUUUGGCUCUACAACUCGGGAAAUUUCUUUUUGAGAAGAGGGACACAUUUGCAUCAUGGAUGACGGUGUUUUUUGUGUUGUUCAGUCUGGAUGCUUUGUUUUGGAUUGGAACUUUGCUCUGUAGCCAUAAUAUCAGUCCAGUAUCAAGACGCCUAGCGAACCUUUCUUUUGUUCUGUGGCAGAUGGCUUACAACAUUCAGCUAUUAGCAAGCUUCCUGCUAGUUGACCUGCUUUCUACUGCUGUCCAGACUCUCCUAAGAACUGAGGGCUCACCUGCAGGAGGCUGUGAGAAGUGUUACCCUUUCUACAGCCAUUCAUCUUUACGUCGCAAAUCGAUCAAGGAGUGUGAAUGCCAGUGUCUCAUUGCAGCCAUUAACAGAAACCAAUUGGUAUAUUUCUUGUUAGCCAACAUUCUUACUGGGGCAGUAAAUUUCCUAGUGCAAACUCUGUAUUGUGGUACAUGGCUUAGCUUUCUUAUUAUCUGUGGUUACAUGUUUGCAGUUAAUUUGAUAGCUCUUGUGCUGCAUAGUUGCAAUAUAACAUUGAGAGUAUAAUUUGAAGCUUAUAGAGCACAGACCAUAGGCAAUUCUUGCUCCCAGCUUAGUAAUUUUAUCAGUCUUAUAAGAAGUGGUCUCCUUUGCAGUCUCCUGAUAUGUUAUGAUCUUGUGGCUCAUUUGGGUCACCAAGCAAGGACAGAGGCGUUAUCCCUACCAAUUAUAUACACAACAAUAUGACAACCUUUUGUUCUUGACACAGGCUCACAGCAUUCUGAAACACUCUGCUAUCAGAUUUGCAUAAUGUUAAACACCAAACCUUGAAAAGAAAACCACAAAGUAGUAUUUCUUGGUUUUCCUGGAUUUCUAACUGGGGGGCAUCGUUCUAGUAUGUAUUUCAGCCAGAUCUGGAGGUCAAAUGCUGAUUUACUAAUUCAGGUAAAGAAGUGUUGGGAAAGCAGUUGUCACUGAGCCUAGGCACAGUCUGACAGAGGUCAGGAUGACUGCAUAUUAUGAGUAUCCUUCAUGUGUGAGUCCCAUUUAGAUGACUUCUACUGAAAUUACUUUGGGAUAAAAGGGAAAAUAUCAUAAUUUUUCUUAUACAGAGGAUUUGAGAAAAAGUUGCUUUAUUUAAUUAAACCAUGGACAAAAAAAAAUCUGCAAUAAGAUUAAUAAGAAUAUAUUGAAUAGCUCUUUGCAUGAUUAGUGAUAUGCAUCAGUCACUUGGAGUUGUUGAUGGAGGCCGGGAUUUUGGGGGGCCUUUUAAGAUGCUCAAGGAAAAUUAAUCAUACUUCAUGCGCCAAAGCAAUGCUAACUUUUUAAAGCAAAAAGACAGUUGCUGUUUGAAACACAUUUAUUACGCUUGUGCAUUGUUGAUGAAUAAAUAAGUUUACAUGGUGUGAAGAAUUUACUUAGAUUAAUAAAUAAAAGAUAAAAUAUAUUUGAUUAUUUUGAUUUAUAUGAGAUUUAAACUAAUUUAAACUAGAUUGAAACACAUUUAUUACGCUUGUGCAUUGUUGAUGAAUAAAUAAGUUUACAUGGUGUGAAGAAUUAACUUAGAUUAAUGAAUUAAUAAAUAAAAGAUUUAUGAGAUUUAAACUAAUAAGGUGGCACAUCUAUCACAAUAACUAAGUGAAACUCAAUUGUCUAUUUUAUGAGAUGGAAAUCUUCCCUUAUUAGUACAAAUGUAAAACGGCUUACAAACCAGUGAUUUGCAAAUUUUGUUUAAACGUUUUGGUAUUUUUUUUUGUGAUUGUAUAAUGGUAUGGAAAUACUAUAAUGACAAUGGUGUAUUUUGUUUUCCUUGAGGACCCAGGGUGCAGUUGUGACCACCACAUUUAGAAAUAGGGUGGUUUAGUUCCGAGACACAUACAUGCAUUCCUUGCCAUUGUCACGCCACAUUCAGGGUACCAUUCUUUGCAUGUUUUAAGUCUUCUUUAUGAUGUGAUUGUGGCAAAAAUCAGUGAGCAUGCUGAAUCAAAUGUAAAUGAGCCAGUAUCCUGUCCAUUAUUAUUGCCUCAGCACACUGUGUGGCCAAGAAUAAAAAAGAGCUAAAGAAGAA